AUGACUACCCUUCAAAUAGAAGGUCACCCUCUCCGCUCCAUCCUGUUCUUAGAUGCUGCAAAAGCGUUUGACAGGCCAAAUCUACAAGGAUUCAUACUUUCUCUGAUUUUUCUCUUUGCCAUUGAUAAUAUUAACAAGAAUCCUGACAUUUUGCCCAAUAUUACCCUGGGAUAUCAUGUUUAUGACUCAUGUGUAGAUGUAAGAUUGGCAGCACAACGUGUUUUAUAUCUUCUAUCCGGUCCGGGGAAGGUGAUACCGAAUUACUCCUGUAGUAGCCAUGAUCGGCUGGUUGGUAUCAUUGGAGAUCACCACUCAUCUACCACUAUUCCAGCAGCACAAAUCCUUGGACUGUAUGGAUAUCCUCAGAUCAGCUAUGGAGCCACCGACCACUCACUAUCUGAUAGACGCCUCUAUCCACAUGUUUUCCGCACAGUCCAAAGUCAACAUGUCCACAAUAUGGUAAUAACCAAACUAUUGAAGCACUAUGGCUGGACCUGGGUUGGGAUUUUAGUAUCGGAUGAUGAUGCGGGAGAGAAUGAACUACAGAUACUAACAAAGUACAUGAGAGAGCACGGGAUCUGUGUCGCCUUCACCAUAAAACUUUCAGAGAAAAAUGAUUAUAAGGAUGAUGAAUAUGAACAAAUUUCACGUUCAUUACAGAAUCCACAAGUCCGUGUCAUUAUAAUGUCCGGAUCCUAUUCUCGUCAUGGGACUACUUUAGUAACAAAAUAUAAUUCUUUAUUUUUGGACAAAACUCUAAUCCUUCCUCCAUCUUGGGCUUUCAGUGAGAUCAUUGCAGAACGCCAAUUUCCACCAUUGAAUGGAAGUCUAACUGUGGACUUUUUAUCAGAAUUUUUUUGGGGACAGGAAGAUUUGGUAAAAAAACAUAAAACACUUCCCAUCAUAUUCCAUUGUGAUGAUUUCUGGAUAAAUUUAGAUAUAAUAGCAGGAAAUAAGGAUAAAGAUUCCUUUGUUUCGUUUAAAAGAUCAAAAAACAGCAUAAUGUCUACUUUACCAAGUCUGAGGAAUUACCUCUCCUCGGGGGUCUCUCCAAGAGUCUAUGAUGCCGUAGAAAUCCUGGCAAAAUCUCUACAUGAAAUGUUCUUAUAUGUAAAAGACAAAUAUCAAGAAAAUUCAAUAACUGGACUUAUACAACACAGACGGAAGUUACAGCGCUACAUACAGAUGAUGAAGAGUUCACUGGAUCCAAUGAGACCUUCAUAUUACUUUACUGACCAAGGAGAAGCCUUACAUCCAUAUAAGAUAAUGAACUGGAUAUUUAUAGAUAAGACCACACAUAUGGAUGUACGAAUGGUUGAAGUAGGGAAUUAUACCCCAUGGGCGAUCAGUGGUCAAGAGCUUUACAUGAAUUCUCAGUUAAUAACAUGGAAACAAACACAGGAGGUACCAGUAUCCCGCUGCUCAGACCCAUGUUUACCUGGAAGUCGGAAAAAGGCGGGAAAAUCAAUCUAUACCUGCUGCUAUGACUGCGUCCCAUGUUCAGAAGGAGAGAUAUCCAAUAUAACCGAUUCAGAAAACUGCAUGAAAUGCCCAAGUGAUGAAUGGCCAAAUGAGAAGAGAGACCGAUGCCUGCCCAAAGUCAUAGAUUUCAUCUCUUACCAAAAUGACACAAUGGCUUCUGUAUUCUCCUUUGUCUCCAUCUUUGGAUGUUUGGUGACUGGCUUCAUUUUUGGAAUAUUUAUCUCCUACCGGGACACUCCUAUUGUUAAAGCUAAUAACCGGAACCUGAGUUAUCUCCUCCUGUUCUCCAUCCUCCUCAGCUUCCUCUCUGUCUUCUUGUUUCUUGGUCGUCCCAGUGAUGUCUCUUGUAGAUUACGUGAAACCAGUUUUGGAGUCUUCUUCUCAGUCGCCGUCUCUUCACUCCUCUCCAAGACCAUUAUGGUUUGUGUUGCUUUUAAGUCCACCAAGCCUGGAAGCUCCUGGAGAAAAUGGCUGAAUGUGAAGCUGCCCUAUACCAUAGUGUUGUUGUGUUCUUCCAUUCAAGUUGUAAUCUGUGUUAUCUGGUUGUCUAUCUCUCCCCCAUUCCAGGACCUGGACACUCAGUCUUAUCCUGGGAAGAUCAUCAUUCAGUGUAAUACAGGCUCAGAUAUCUGGUUCUACUCCAUGUUGGGUUAUCUGGGGUUCCUGGCAGCGGUGAGCUUUGUUCUGGCUUUCAUGGUGAGGACAUUACCGGACACUUUCAAUGAGGCCAAGUACAUCACCUUCAGCAUGCUGCUGUUCUGCAGUGUCUGGAUCGCCAUGAUCCCAGCUUAUCUGAGCACCACAGGGAAAUCCAUGGUGGCUGUGGAGAUCUUUGCAGUGAUGGCGUCCAGUGCUGGACUUUUAGGGUGUGUGUUUUUCCCAAAAUGUUUUAUCAUUUUAUUGAAAUCUGAAAUGAAUAGGAAAACUGAUCUGCUGGGGAAAAGGAAGACCUGA
Molecule: messenger RNA, 2436 nt
Organism: Hyla sarda
Lineage: Eukaryota; Metazoa; Chordata; Amphibia; Anura; Hylidae
Product: vomeronasal type-2 receptor 26-like
Exons: 5
Coding region: 1-2436 (811 amino acids)
Biological process (GO): G protein-coupled receptor signaling pathway
Cellular component (GO): membrane
Molecular function (GO): G protein-coupled receptor activity
Source: RefSeq, a predicted model, not a curated record